CCCAGCCCUGUGAGAGGCAGUUCGGCCCACUGUGCACAAAAACAUGGCGAAGUGAAGAUUUCAGCUGCGUGGAUAUUUGCGGAGUACUUUCAUAUAUCGAAAAAAAGAGGGGUUCGUCAAACACACUUCGUGUAACCACUGAGAGAGGAUUUCCUCUCCACUCCAGCAUCCUGAUUUGAAGAUGGAGUCUUCGGACAAUGCGGGCGACGCGGGCGACGCAGCCCCCAUGAGCGCUCAGAACGUGUACUCGGCCCUGGGUCUGAGCUCGGAGGACGUCGAGGCUUUGGCUCAGAUCCCCGAGAACGAGAUCAGCGUGGAAACCUUACCGUAUCUCAUCAUGCAGCUCAAAGCCAAGCGAGCCGAAAAGGCGGCCGCCGCUACCGACACGGACUGUAGCGACAAACCGGAGGCGGAGCCUAAACAGGCCGACGAGGAUACGGAAACUUCGGAAAAAGGAAAAGAGAAACGUGAAAGCCCGCCAGCGUCGAGUUCUUCACGUCAAGCGUCCGGCCACGACCCGGAGCAUCAUGGGAAGGGGGAGGGUCACAGGAGGGCGGAGCGAGCGAGUACGGGAGGAAGGAAGGACUCCAGAACGAGGAAGUCAUCCCGAGAGAGACAGAGCGGAGAGGGAGUGACGCCAGAGGAAAACGAGUUCGAUGACAAACCGACGGUUUUCCCGCACAUCUGUACACUCUGCAAGACUGAGAGCAAUGGCUCCAAGGCAUGGCACAGUCACAUCCGGGGAAUCCGACACACCAAAGCACGGAGAGAGUUCAUGAUGCUGUCCGGCUCAGGGGAUGACUCGUACUCGUCUCGUCGAGGUUCUCGCUCGGCUCUGCCCAGUAAACGGUCCUACAGUUCAGAACGGAGCACAGGAGACCUAUCCUCAACUUCAGAGCGUUUUUUUCACCCUCCUAAGCCCUUCACGAAGGUGGUAGUGGCCAAAUAUCCGAUGGGCAGCAUGGCCGUGGCGGACAUGUUGGCACUGGGAAAACCGUUUGGAACCAUAGUGAAGCAUCUCAUCUUCCCUUUUAAGGGAUUUCUGGAGUUCAGCUCUCAUGCAGAAGCGAAGGACAUGGUGACUCACUAUCAGACUAAACCCGCUUAUAUUAAGGGUCAGCGCAUCAGUCUGUGUUUAUCCCCGACCGUGGAGGUCAUCCACCCUCCAGAAGCGUACGAGCCGUCGACGAAGCGCUCGAAGUCGUCCGCCCCGUCGGUGGUGUGUUUCUCGCGUCUGCCUCUGGGGAAAGAGACCGAGGACAAGGUGCUGGAACUGGCGGCUUUAUUCGGGGAAGUGCGCUAUUCCAAAUUCACUGAAGACAAGGCUCUGAUAGAGAUGGUGGAUUGGCGUGACGCGGACAUCAUGGUGAAGUACUAUCACUCCAACCCACUGAGGAUUCAAGACAAGAGCAUCAAAGUGUCCAUGUCCUCCCGAUCAAACAUACGAGACAGCAGCCCCGAGCGUUCUUCCUCCAAAAAGUCCGACUCCAGCAAGAGCCACAGCAGCAGCAGCAGCAGACAGAAAAGCGAUUCGUCUUCCUCCAAGAGUGCGUCCAACGUCAAGGACAAGGAGAAGACCGACGAGAAGGAGGGGGAGAAGAAAGAGGAGAAGGAGGGGGAGAAAAAAGAGGAGAAGGAGGGAGAGAAGAAAGAAGGCGAGGAGGCCGAGAUGAAGGAGGACGAUGUGGCGAACGAGGAAGGCAUUCAGGUGGAGGAAGAACACGGCCUGGUAGACAAAGGGGAAGCGGAGAGCAUCGCCGUGAUGACGGAAGAAGUACAAGAGAAGGAGGAGGCGGCGGAGAAGGAAGGAGUGGAGCAGGUUGAUGCCAAGGAGGAGAGGAAAGAGGAAGAGGCGCAAGUUCAGGAGGGAAAAGACGAGAGUAAAGGAGAGCGAGGAUCCGAGGAGGACGUGGAGGAACAGGAUGAUAUGGAGGACAUGGAGUUCCCAGAUAACAUGGAUGACUUUGUCACUCUGGAUGAGCUGGACAACACGGCCGGAGAUUCGUUAGAGUCCUCCGAACCCCAGGAGGGUAAGGUUGUUGUUGUGAGACCCAUCAGGAACGAGUUUAAAGAGACUCGUAAGAAAGCCAUGAGAGAAGCUCUGUUCAAGAUGGCCGCCCCAUUCGGUGAAGUGGUCAACUUCGCCAUCUCCUACUACAGACACGAGGCUCUGAUUGAACUGGAAUCUGUGGAGAAAGCACACGAGAUGGUGAAGUACUAUAAAAGCAGUAAGAGGUCGAAGCUGUGUGGGAGACCCGUGUCCGUGUCGCUGUGUCUGGCCUUCCACACCAUUGAGGGUCCCAGUGGCAGAACGUUGUUUAUCAGCAUGCUUCCUCCUUUCAAGUAUUCAGACAAGUCCCUCCUCAGACUCGCACGGCCUUUUGGGAAAAUCACCGCCUAUUGCUUCAACAGAGUGUAUGGAACGUGUUAUAUCCAAAUGGAGACAGUGGAAGCGGCUGAGAAAAUGAUCCAGAGGUACUUACCCUGGCCUCUUAAAUUCUACGGCACUCCGCUAAAGAUUACUAAGUGCAGGAAAGGAGACUCUCUGAUUCCCUGGACUCCAGCGGAUAAGUUUGAGUGCUGGUACGAGCCGAAGCUGGGGAGAAACAUCGAGGACAGGAGAGAGAACGGCCAGACGGCCAAAAACAGCAGCGGGGAGGACCGCCACAGUCCUGUUUCCAGCUCUGAAGGUGUGUGUGGAGAUCCUGCAGCCGAGGGUGAAGAUUCGGAGGAAGAGGAGAAAGACCAGACCCCCCUCGGACCCUACCAACCCGACAACCCCGUGGGUAUCAGCUACGUCGUCCCCAAGAGCGGCUUCUUCUGCAAGCUGUGUAACGUUUUCUACACGGACGAGAAAAAGGCCAAGUCGCAACACUGCAGCAGCCUGGAACAUUACAACAUGCUGAAGAAGAAGCGUGGAGAGGUGACGGAGGAGGAACAGACGGACGGACAGACAGAAGGAUGAAUGAACGAGCCGUGGAGAUCAGACACCUGACUUCACUGCAGUCCAUAAAAAUGUUGUUUUUUUUUUUUUUUGAGUUUAAAAAAAAAACAAAAAAAGCCCCAAGGAAAACAUUCCAGCCUCCGUGUUUCCGUCUUCGUUUUGUUACAUAUACUUCGUUUUGUUUUAUUUGACAAACCGCGCGAGAGAGAGAGAAAUCAAGAGAAAAAAUCCUAAAGUUCUAAAUUGUUUCAGGUGGUGUGUGUGUGUGUGUGUGUGUGUGUGAGUGAGAGCAGAGUAGGGGUUUACAGCCAUCGUAGAUUCUUAUCAAAUAAAAUUCUGUUUGAACAAAAGCUUCAUCCCCCCCCUCCCCCUUCUUAUUCUCUCACGCUCGGAGUGUGUUCUCCUAUACGUUUAUAUCCAAAACUAGACGUGCUAAUAACAUAGUUUCAUGAAUGUUUUAUCGUUAAAGAUGCGACUUUAAAUAAUUUCGGUAAACACAAACGAUGAGUGACAUUUACCAUGCGAUUGAGCUGUAGAGGCGUGUCAGUUCACAGAACGAUUGACGGUGCAGUUUCCCCAGCAACGUUUUAAAAAACCCCCCCAAAGAAUAAAAUUGCUAAUAAAAUCGAGUAGGAAUGACGCAACGUUCUGCACAGCUUUUGUUUUUUGUGAGAGAACAAUAUCACAACGGUACACCCCUGUGACGUGUCGUUUGUGAACGAGUCGGCCAUUUCAGCCCUUGGAGUAACGCUGUUUCAUUCAUUAGUAGCUAGAGUAAGAUUUCGUUCAACAAUUCCAGACUUGGGUAUCCAAAGAAGAACAGUCACGGGUCAUAAUACCGCAGAAACUGUUUGUGAACCGACUCUUAUCGAUGAGCCGAGUCAGAUGAUCCGACUCACCAAGGAGAGCCAGAUGUACUGUAUUUCUAGGGUCACAAGUUGAAUAGCGCCACCUUGAGUACACACACGCACAUGCAUG
This is a messenger RNA of Ictalurus furcatus (blue catfish), 3922 nucleotides long. RefSeq lists its product as uncharacterized. The transcript has 20 exons. The record is from RefSeq and is a predicted model, not a curated record. Gene Ontology annotation, molecular function: zinc ion binding; RNA binding. Gene Ontology annotation, cellular component: nucleus. Bases 182 to 2965 code for a protein of 927 amino acids. NCBI's taxonomy places the organism in Eukaryota, Metazoa, Chordata, Actinopteri, Siluriformes, Ictaluridae.